This is a messenger RNA of Porites evermanni, 3011 nucleotides long. The record is from the annotation of a GenBank genome assembly. NCBI's taxonomy places the organism in Eukaryota, Metazoa, Cnidaria, Anthozoa, Scleractinia, Poritidae.
CCCGGUUCAUCGUACCCUUCAGCUUCUUUGUUGUACAUGCACCUUUUUGUCUUCGAAUCUGACAGCUAGUAGUUGUCUGGUUGGUUAAUCUAGCUGGAGCCUUUAAAAUUUAGAGUGAUCUGUAUGAUGUCUGCUGUCAGGCUCCUAAUGAAAGCAAUGUUCUGCUUGUCCACCUACUGACAUUCUUUCACAUGCAAGGCUGGCGACUUUUAAAAGAGAAGUGUCAAAAGAAGGUGUUGAUUUCGUGAUUUCGUGACUCAUUUAAAAGCACUUAAGUUAACGAAAGUUCAUUGGCUGACUUAUUAUUUCUCCAUUCAAAGACAAUAUUUGCAUAUUUGUGGUCUAGCUUUGUUAAAUUUCAUUUUCUUUCGACGCCUAGCAAGCAUUUCCCGCGGUUUCUUUAAUUUGGGCGAGAUCGUGUUAGAUAUUUUCAAGUGCGACCGCAUUAGAAUCAGGUGAAAAUUCAUUGAGUCAGCUGGUUCAAGAUGUUGAAGAAACCCUUAAGACGACAGGCCACGAUCGUCCUGGAAAAUAAAAACUUAGCCGAAACUAAAAGGCUUGAAGAAGAUGCAAAAAGACAGAAGAACUGGAAGAGAUGGGGGCCUUAUUUAUCCGAGAGGCAGUGGGGAACUGUGAGAGAAGAUUAUUCUUUUGAUGGGUCAUGGUAAGACAGCCUUUAAUUUCAGCUAAGAUUAUUUUGAUGAUCAUUAUUUGAACGACUACACCGGUCGCGCUGAACGUGCAUCAAACUAAUGUUUAUCUGUCAACAUAUACAGUGCAUUGGUUUUGAUUCAUUGGUUAUCUUUCAUUGUUAGCUCUGUUAGCAAAAUUUCAUGAUUAUCGAACAAUACAUUACUGUUGUGAUGCAGCGCAAGUAAGACUUCAAAAGUUAUAUAACUUUUGUCCUGUACCAACUUAUUUAGAGUUUAUUUGUGACUUCUCGUACACUAUUUAGAAUUUAUGACAGUGAACAAAUUAUUUAGUUUCUUGGUUUGUUUAUGAGUGACUAUUAAAUUUUAAAUCCUGAAAAGAUCGGUAAGUUUAUGUAGUCUAUGUAACAGAUCUGGUGUGUACUUUGUUUCACCUAUAUUGGCCCAACAUUGGACAUCCUAAUGCAAAUGAUGUCAUAAAUAUUAUAAAUUAAGAUUUUGGUCAGAUAUAAUGUUGCAGUUAAUUUUUAUUUUUCCUUGUUUUCAAAUUCAUUAGCAUACAUUACCAUACCCAAAAACAAUAGAGCAAAUGUCGCAAUAAAUCUUGUUUAUGUAUAUAUAAAAAAAAAAAACAAUAGAAAACUAAAAAUUAACUGAGAUAAAAAAUAACUGCAAGUAGCAACAUAUAUGUAUGUCUUGUUUGUAUAUUCAAUCAUGUCAAGUUCAUUUCAGUUUUCAUCACAAGAAUGAAAUUCCUUUUAAAACAGAAACAACUGGGGUAUCUUAAUUUACUACAGUGUCUCAGAUAUUGGCUUGUUUUAUAAGCACAGGUAACGCAACCAUACCAUCAGAGACUCUAAGCAAUAGCUAAUUAAUUAUUUACACAGCAAUGAUAAAAGGGCGUUAAAUGAGAAUUUAUUCUUUGCUCUAAAAAUGAGUGAAAUUAUCAUUACUUUUUUUCAUUUUAAGCUUACCUUAAGCUUUUUCUUGUGUUUAUUUGUGUGCUGAUAGUGUUUUAGGCCUCUUAGGCACAUUUUAUUAAACAUUCAUGCCUUUUUUUAGGCAACAGUUGGUGAAAAAACCACGAUGAUGUUUGUUGUGGACAAACAUCUUUACAUUUUAUUAUUUUCUUUUCAAACUUCAAGUUCUCUCCUUACAGCUGAGACUUUGAUUCUCAUUUUAUUCUUUUUUAAUCUAAGUUCUCUUUCCACAGUUGGGACUCUUUUUCUCAUGACCAUGCCCGUUCACGCGCUUAUCGGUGGGGAGAGGAUGGUUUACUAGGAAUCACAGACCGGCAGUGCCGGCUGUGUUUUGGGUUGGCUUUGUGGAAUGAAAAAGAUCCAAUUCUGAAAGAAAGACUGUUUGGUUUGACUGGAAGUGAAGGUUGGAGACAUUUGUAUUUUUCUCUGAAUUCUUUAGAUUGUUUUGAUGUAACAAUCUCUUUAUACAUGUAGUAUAAUAGCAAAUAAAAUAAUACAACUACCAUAGAUAACUGAGGGUGGGGCCUAUUAAAAACUGUGAAAAUGCCAAAAAAAAAAGAAGAAAAGAAAAACAAAGAAAUCCACCUAAAAAGUUAAGCUUUACUUGAAAUUCAGGGAAAACUGAAGGCCCCAGAGUUUAAUGAUCAAAAAGGGCUAAUUCACAUAUUUCUCUCCAGUUUUUGAAUGAACUUAUAACAGUCCUUAUAGCUGAUUAAAGCUGAAUUCUUUUUUCACAAAUUAACCAACAUAGCCAAACAGGAAACAGAGGCAAACAGGAAAAUAAAAAAAAUCUCUCCUUUUAUAGAAACCAAAACCAAACUUCUGCAAAGGGCAAAACUUAAAAGCACCUUUAUAAAUUUCAUUUAAAUAAACAAGAGCUGUAUGUUCAGAUUCCAAUGCUGCCACCAUGUUAUAUACUUGUGUCUAAAACAAGUAUGUAGACCUGAAUAGAAUAACUCAAGGUAAAAUACUAUAUUCCAAGUUAAAACAGGAAAUGUUAUCCAAGGCUGCAAAAUCUGAAAAGUAGAAUAAUUAGAGUUGUUCCCUACAUUUCAAAACACUAUAUUGUACUUUCUGUUCAUUUUUUUUUACAAUAUAGACAGCUACAGCUGUAUAAUGUCUUGAAGGCCUUCAACUAGCGUACAUUUCUAGAUUCUUCAAUAUUUAUAUCUCCUUAAUAAGAUAGAUUUUUAUUCUCGAAGGAAAUCAUGGUGAAGAUGUGAAGGAAUGCUACUACUAUCUUGAUUCAACACCAACUCAUUCUUACAUGAAGGCCCUGUACAAGUACCCACAGAAUGAAUAUCCUUAUAGCUGGCUUGUUGAUGAAAAUCGAAGAAGAUCACAUCAAGAGCCUGAAUUUGAGUUGAGUGAUACUGGUGAG